GGCUCCUCUUCUCGGGGGGUGAAUGGGGCGUAUGUUUUCUCAGUUGGUUGCCAAGUUUGCUUUUUUCCCACCAUCUCCACCAACUUAUCAGAUUAAGAAGGACGACAACAAUGGGAAACUCAAGGUGGUUUCGUCUUCCUCAAUGCCUGCUCCCGUUGCUGACGAUCCUUCUUUGGAUGUGCUUUUGAUCGACACCAAACACGGGAACAAGAUUGUUGACUUUUACUUGAAAAACCCAUACGCACGUCUUGCCGUGCUCUACUCUCAUGGCACUGCUGCUGACCUUGGCCAACUCUAUGACCUCUUUGUCCAGCUCAAGGUCAACUUCAGAGUCAAUCUCAUGGGGUAUGACUAUUCUGGCUAUGGUGCAUCAACUGGGAAGGUAGCUCAUUUCGAUUCGUCCCGGAUUUUGUAUUUUGUCUUCUCAAGCUAUCUUAAUGGUGGUGUCUUUGCUAAUAUAGAGGCGGUGUAUCAGUGUCUUCAGACCGAGUAUGGAAUCAGUCAGGAAGACUUAAUUUUAUAUGGAGAAUCGGUUGGAAGCGGACCGAUGUUGCAUUUGGCAGCUAAACUUCCGAGGCUAAGAGGUGUAGUUUUGCAUAGAAGCAUUCUUUCCGGCCUAAGUGUGCUCUGCCAUGUUAAGUUCUCGUUCUGCUUCGACAUUUAUCAGAACAUAAAAAAGAUUCAGAAGGUGAAGUGUCCUGUCCUUGUAAUUCAUGGUACGGAAGAUGAUGUUGUCAAUUGGCUGCAAGGAAAUGGACUUUGGAAAAUGGCAAGGGAACCGAACGAGCCUCUGUGGAUCAAAGGAGGUGGUCACUGCAACUUGGAGCUAUACCCUGAUUAUAUUCGCCAUCUUUGCAAGUUUGUUUAUCAAAUGGAGAACACGACAACAUCGACUCGCCUUAAAAGGAUUCGGCAGAGUCUCGGUUUACCAGCAAGGUCGAAUGCCAUCUCCUCGGUUACCAGUAACGGGUUCUGUAAGAUUAAAUUAUGCCCCAAAUGUCCAAAACCAAAGUGCAAAUGUUGCCGGUGA
This is a messenger RNA of Hibiscus syriacus, 1030 nucleotides long. RefSeq names its product alpha/beta hydrolase domain-containing protein 17B-like. Lineage: Eukaryota; Viridiplantae; Streptophyta; Magnoliopsida; Malvales; Malvaceae. The record is from RefSeq and is a predicted model, not a curated record. The coding region runs from base 23 to 1030 and encodes 335 amino acids. The transcript has 5 exons.